AUGUACUCUUGCGCCAACUACCCUCGUGGUUGCCGAGGACGCGUGAAUAAGGAAGGAACGAAGUGCUCAGACUGCAGGCAACUCAACCUUCGACGCCCAGCUUCUGCCUCACCUUUUGCGCAACCUCGCAAUUUCAAGCGCCAACUUCCCUCAGAGAUGCUCAGUGACUCAACCUUCAACCUGUCCGAGCUGGACAUCUAA
Penicillium malachiteum is the source of this 201-nucleotide messenger RNA. RefSeq lists its product as uncharacterized. The record is from RefSeq and is a predicted model, not a curated record. NCBI's taxonomy places the organism in Eukaryota, Fungi, Ascomycota, Eurotiomycetes, Eurotiales, Aspergillaceae. The coding region runs from base 1 to 201 and encodes 66 amino acids. The transcript has 2 exons.